Messenger RNA from Caenorhabditis bovis, 1212 nucleotides. NCBI's taxonomy places the organism in Eukaryota, Metazoa, Nematoda, Chromadorea, Rhabditida, Rhabditidae. The record is from the annotation of a GenBank genome assembly.
AUGGUCCAAUUAGAUCGUUUUGAUAUUCUGUUCAAUAACUCAGAAGAGGCCUACUUCGCCGGACAAGAAAUCUCCGGAAAGGUUAUUAUCGACAAUAAAGAACCAAAGAAGGUCAAUGAAAUAUUAUUGGAGUUGAAAGGAAGAGCGAGAACGUAUUGGACGAAGCAUUCAGGAAAAUCUCGAAAACACUGCUCACACUCGGAGCCCUAUUUUCUCGAGCAAUUCAACACGGGAUACACGCAUAAAUUUACUGUCACGAAAGAUGGCAAAGAGAAGGAGCGAAUUCUACCCGCCGGAAUUCAUGAGGUCCCAUUUUCGUACACUCUUCCAAAAUCACUGCCAACGUCAUUUGAAGGCGAAUUUGGGCACAUUCGAUACACAUGCAAAGCGAUUUGCGAACGACCUUGGGAUUUUGAUAUAGUCAGUCGAAAAGCAUUCACAGUGAUUGGAAUCGAAGACAUCAAUUCGGAUCCGAAACUGAAUGAGCCGGUCACAACUUGCGAAUCCAAUCAUGCCGUCACAUUCUGCUGUAGAUCUUCUGGAAGUAUCACCGGUGAACUCAAAAUUCCCAAAAUUGGCUACACACCUGGAGAGAAGAUCGAUGUCUCCUACAAAGUUGCCAAUAAUAGCUCGAAAUCUCGCGAAUUGAGUUUACGCUUCGUUCAAAUGACGACAUAUCGAGCCAAGACAUUUGCUGGUCAUGAGCACGUUAAGACGGUGGUGCGGGUUAUUAGCAAAAUCGACAAGGGCGAGGUGCCCGGAAGAACCUCGACGGACUGGCAGGAAGAGGCGAUAACGAUUCCUGCAUUACCUCCGAGACUCGGAAAAUGCAAAAUAUUAUCGGUGACAUACUCAAUCGAGCUUGAGGUUGAGCAAUCAGUUACCGUAUCCUGCAAUGUUGUUAUCGGCUCAAUUCCCCAAUUAUCUCAAUUAUUAGUAACACAGCUGUUCCGAAAAGCUCCAUUAAAGAUAGCCCACCAAAAUUGGACACGUCGAGUCGUUGAAGAGUUGGGCAAUGAAAUGGAAGCCCUAUUAUCAUCACGAAAGCGGGUUCGAAUGCCGAGCUCCAUACUCAGCGAGCUUUACCCAACAAUGCCAAGUCCAUAUUACAAGGAAUCAUUUUUCGGCCAAUCUGACAUAUCAGAAGAGAAGGAGCAAUCCCAAUAUGGAGAGCAUAUGUUCGCACCAAAAUAUCCAUUCUACACUGAUUAA